UGAGGGGGGAACCGGGGUUCGGGUUUCGAUCUACGGACGGAAGGGGGAAGUAAAUAAUUCAAAUGUCUCAAAUAUCUGGCAAACUGCGACCGGGACCAACAACUAACGUAGCGUACCGCACCCUAGACAGUCAUAGCGUCAUCCGGAAUAUUUCUUGGAUUCACAAGGCUAAAGUUUUAGUUUUUGCGCUGUGGCUCUAGUCAACUUCUCCUUUUUGUUAGUCUGUUUUCAACUUAGAAAGUAACGAGUAACUGACAUUUCGACUGCCAUGGAGUAUUUGGGAUUCACGUAGGAAAGAAGCUUGCUCAAUAGUCAUCCACCUCGCGUGUUAUCAUGCGCUACCGGAGGGAGGGCCACAGUCAGGUCUGUAUGAACAAAGGGGAUGUUAAUUUAAGCGAGACAAUUCAACGUCCAUUAAAUCAAUAACAGACCGUCUUCUGGAAACAAAGCAGAAUAAUUCGAAAAGGAUAUUAUCUAGAAACAAGACCCCGCGCUGUAUCCAAAUCCGGCGGACGAUGGCAACAACAAAAGCCAAGGCUGGACUGAACAAUGAAGGCAGUCCUUAUCGGGAGACUACCGGGACAGGAGCGAGCAGCCCCGCGUUAUCUGCCGCGGCCGCGGCGUUAUCAGUGAGCAACAAUAGGACUUAUUCUCUGGAUGAUUUUGAGACGGUUGCUACCGUUGGUACGGGUACAUUUGGCAGGGUUUUCCUGGUGAAGGACAAGAAGACGAGAGGCUUCUUCGCCUUGAAGGCCAUGAAGAUUCCCGACGUAAUCCGAUUGAAGCAGGAGCAGCACGUCCACAACGAGAAGGAGGUGCUGACGGAGGUGAACCAUCCCUUCCUCAUCAGGCUGUUCUGGACGCACCACGACGAGUGCCUGCUCUACAUGCUGAUGGACUACGUGCCGGGCGGCGAGCUGUUCAGUUACCUUCGCUCCCGCGGGCGUUUCAGCAAUGCCACGGGCCUCUUCUACUCGGCCGAGAUCGUGUGCGCCAUCGAGUACUUGCACGCCAAGGAGAUCGUCUACAGGGACCUGAAGCCAGAGAACAUCCUGCUGGACGGGGAGGGCCACAUCCGCCUCACCGACUUUGGCUUCGCCAAGAAGCUCUCGGACAGGACAUGGACUCUGUGUGGCACUCCUGAGUACCUAGCCCCAGAAGUCAUCCAGAGUAAGGGUCACGGCCAGGCUGUGGACUGGUGGGCUUUGGGGGUCCUCAUCUUCGAGAUGCUUGCGGGAUACCCACCAUUUUAUGACGACAAUCCAUUUGGCAUCUACCAGAAGAUCCUGGCAGGCAAGCUGGAGUUUCCACGACAUCUGGAUUUCUAUGUGAAGGAUCUCAUCAAGAAGUUGCUGGUGAUUGACCGACAAAGAAGACUGGGUAACAUGAAGAAUGGAGCAGAAGAUGUGAAAAAGCACAGGUGGUUCAAGUCUAUAGACUGGGAGACAGUGCCAAAUGGAAGACUAAAGCCACCCAUAGUUCCCAAGGUUUCUCACGAAGGAGACACCUCCAACUUUGAUGCCUACCCUGAGGAUGAAUGGAAGAAGGAGACUCCAGUGGCACCAAAGGACCUGGAGAUUUUUAAAAACUUCUAGCUCAACUUUUUAAAUGGGAAUGGGAGGGAGAAAGAAGAAGCCACUGGUGCAGGAGACGUCCCUUUACUCGCUCCUUAACGGAGGCCAGUUGGACUCACAAGGCUUGGGGUUGCAGUUGCCAUUGUCUCCUUGGCCUGUUAACAUUAAAUGGAAAAGGCGAAGGACUUCUCUUUGUGUUUCUCCAGGCCUACUUUUCUUAUGCAACAAAUGAGGAAAAAAUGCUGCAUACACCAAAAAUGACUUGUUCUUAAUAUUCUUAAUAUGUGCGCAUAUCUGCAAUAAAACCUUUUUUCUUUUUUUUUUUAUUCUUUUUUGCUGAAUCAGCGAAACUGUGGAUUAAUUUACCUCAAAAUGUGGAGUUACCUUUUUGCCCGUGAGUCAUUGCUGCAAAGGAAAGAUCACGCUACAUGGCAGCAGCACGAUGCAAUUUAUUUAUACGUAAGCUAUGUGAACUUUACAUUUUGCGGCUUGGGACGUGUUGAUUGUGCUGUUGUGAAGUGACGUAGUCGUAGAUGCUUCCACUUUCUCAAACAGCCAGAGAACCCAAAGCAUUACAUUCUAAAGGUCAUUGUCGCUGUAGAUGUUAGUCUGUUCAUUUUAGGUGUGGUUUUAUGGUUAAUAUCAAAUGAAAUGUUUUAUGGGACCAUAAUUGUUGAAAGAGAGGACUGUACUGUAUCAGGCUUAUUUGCUAACUGUACCACACUGACAAGUGGUCCAGGAUUGAGGAUUUUGGUAUUCUGAGUAAGAUGAGAGAUGGUGCUUGAAGAAAUGUUUAACCUAGACCUGUUUUCAUUAGAAUUGAACCUUAAACCUGAGCCUCAUUUAUUUUAAGGUUUACUGCAGCCUUAGGCUUUCAGUCUAUCUGGUCAUGAAGUGAUGUCCUCCUUAUCUCGUACUGUAAUUGCUUCCUAAUCAGUCAUCCUUCAGUGCUUGAGUAUCAAUGAACUUGCCUAAGGUGGCCUUAUAGGAGGAUGUGUAAAUCAAAUUACAGACUUCUUGAUUUUAUUUGUUUGUUUUACAGAAUAGUACUGGUGUGUUUUAAAAACAGCUGCUGCAGUCAAAAUUGUUAUCAAACAUAAAAACACCAUAUAGAGACAAGAGACUUGUGUGGAAGUUUAAAAAACAAACAACAAAAAAAAACACUUAAACACUGUAGCUUCUGUAUAUAUCUAAAUUCUUAACCCUUUAUUGAACCUACAAUCAGGACAUCUUUGGAGAAAAAUUUGCCUUUUGUUGAUCAGUGUUACCUUGCAAAAUGUGUAUAUAUCAAUAAGUUAAUGAACUGUGGGGAACAAUCAGCCACACUAAAAAGGUUUCAAAUUACAGGUGGCAUCAUGUAUGCUGAAGGUUAUACUAGAUAUUUUCUACUGCCUAAAAACGUGCAACUUCAGUAGCUCAAGCAGUAUGCCUAACCUUCAACACUCCUGCUUUUCUGAACAUGUUUGGGAGUGACCUGCAGUCUCUUGUUUAUUUUUCUUUUUUUAAUGUUCUGGAAGUAACUUUGUUGUUGAUGCCAGUUUUAGAUGUGUAGCCAUAUGAAGCAAAACACCUAAAUAGUUUAAAGUGGUUUUUUUUGUUGUUUUUUUUUGUUAAACUUAAAUUAUUUAAAAUUUGUUUACGAUGCACAUAUGGAUAAUCUGUUAGUUUGUGACCUCUUUUGUAUAGUUUAAUACUCUUCAAAUGUUAAGCAUUUUCAUCCUUUUACCACUGAUGUAAAAAAACAGUUCUUGUUUGUUUUUUAAAUGUUUUUAUCUUAGACAAUAUGCAGUUUUCAAUUAUAAACUGUGUGUUGGGUUAUCCUGUGAUGGCUCUGGAUGGUUUUAUAAUUUCUCAAUGUUUAAUUACUUUGCCUACUCUAAGGGGAAAAAAAUGUAUUUUACUUAUUGUCCUUUUCUACAGUAAAAACUGAAAAGAGUUCUGUGAACUAACAUACUGACCUGAAUCCCCAUAGGAACAUUUAUACUCUGUUAUAAUUCUGCCUUUUGUCUGUUCUUUAGUGGGUUCCUUUUGAUUUGCCUUCUUCAAAGCAUUGACAGUGUAUUAAGAGUAGUGCAAGUGCAGUAUUACCUGCUGUUCUGGUAGCUAAAACAAAUACGAAUAAACCUUUCAUGUGGGUAA
This is a messenger RNA of Electrophorus electricus (electric eel), 3713 nucleotides long. It is a transcript of the gene prkx, whose product is annotated as protein kinase X-linked. Gene Ontology annotation, molecular function: ATP binding; cAMP-dependent protein kinase activity. The record is from RefSeq and is a predicted model, not a curated record. Gene Ontology annotation, cellular component: cAMP-dependent protein kinase complex; cytosol. Gene Ontology annotation, biological process: protein phosphorylation. NCBI's taxonomy places the organism in Eukaryota, Metazoa, Chordata, Actinopteri, Gymnotiformes, Gymnotidae.